AUGACGACGACGACGAGGAUAACGAGCGGUAAUAAUAGUCGCAACUUUUUUGUUGGAAACAAAGUUCCUCGCGCGCGUCGCAAAACUCUCUGUCGUCGCGCUCUUCUUCUUGGAGAAAAUCAUCAUCGAACGGUGGUGAUGAUGAUGAUGAUGAAAAAGAUAAGUGCGAGAGAUGAGAGGAGGAACGAGAGAAGCAGGUUCGGCUGCGUUCGAGUAGCGGCGGCGGCGAGGAGUAGUAGUAGUGGUAGCAGUAACGACGACGACGACAAGAACAACAGUAACGGCGCGACGGCGACGAGAGAUGAAUUAUUGGAAGAAAUUGAAAAGUUAAAAGCUGAAAACGCAAAGUUGAAGAUGUUGCAGAUGCAGUUGGAGGAUGUUUCUUUGCCUUCUUCUUCUUUGUCUUCUUCUUCUUCGAAGUCGACGACGACGACGACGACAACAAUAAAAACAACGAAAAAAGCCGCCGUCGGCGCGCUUCGAACCGAUCCUAAGAGUGAAUCUGAAAUCGAAUGGCCGUUACCGAUUACCGCGGAAGGAUGUCCCGUAGGCGAGGAAGACAAGAAACCGUUCUGGGAAACGAGACCGAAGAACGACCCGGACGAACUCUUUGAAGGAAAAACGGCGACGGAGGAAACAAACAGACCGAAAAAAAUUGCGCACGUUACGGCAGAGUUAGCACCGCUGGCAAAAGUUGGUGGAUUAGGCGACGUGACGCAAGGGUUAGGUCGCGCGAUGAAAAUGCAAGGCCACGACGUGGUCAUCAUCUUGCCGUUUUAUCAAUCGCUCGACGCGAACGAGAUUUUCGAUUUAAAACACGUGAUGGAUUUUGACGUACCCAAAGGGACGAAAUGGGACGGAGAAAAUGUCGUGUCGAUGAUGAAAACGUCCGCGUAUUCGGGAAAUAUCGGCGGGUGCGACGUGAUUUUAUUGAAACCGCACGAGGAGACGAAUUCGAACAUUUUCAAAGGCGGGGCGAUUUACGGCGGGAGUUAUAAUGAGCUCGAAGCGUAUUUAUAUUUCUCCCGAGCGAGUUUAGAAUUUUUGGAUAAAUCUGGAAGAGACCCGGACGUGAUUCACGUCCACGAGUGGCAAACGUGCGCGGUGCCAAUGUUGUAUUGGGAAGAGUACCACGGGAAGACGAGUUUGAACAAAGCGAAAAUUGUCAUGACUAUUCACAAUUUGGACAACACCGGAGAGUGCCGAGAGGAGGAGUUUUUCGCGACUGGCGUGAAUGGAGAAAAGUUUAACGUUAUCGAGAAAGCGUUGGAUGAACGAACUAUCGGACACAAUCCGGAAAGAAUGUGUUUAAUGAAAGGUGGCGUCGUGUACUCGAACAAAGUCACGACCGUUUCGCCGACGUACGCGAAAGAAACUUUGGACGGGAACGGCGGCUUCAUGUCCAAAAUUCUAAAAGCGAACCAAGAAAAGUUCUCCGGCAUUUUGAACGGCAUCGAUUACGAUUUGUGGAAUCCGGCGUUAGACGCGACGUUGCCGGCCAAUUUCGCCCCAGGGAAUAAAAUGACCGAAAACAAAAAGCUGUGCAAAAAAUACUUACAAAUCGGCUUGGGAUUGGACGCGGACGAAACAAAACCGUUGAUCGUGUGCAUCUCGAGGUUAGUUCCUCAAAAAGGCAUUCACUUGAUCGAACGCGCGGUCACGCAAUCCGAAAAUAACGGGAAUCAGUUCGUGUUACUCGGCAGCGGCCACAGCGAUGGUGGUUUCAAGCGAAUGGCCAACGAAGAGUUUUCCCAAACGAACUCGUCCAACGUCCGAUUGAUGAUUACCUACUCCGACGCGCUCUCUCGAUUAAUGUACGCCGCCGCGGACUUUGUCUUGGUCCCUUCAAUGUUCGAACCGUGCGGUUUGACGCAAAUGAUCGCCAUGCGCUACGGCGCCUUACCCAUCGUCCGUUCUACCGGCGGACUCGCCGAUACCGUCAUCGAUUGCGACGCCGACCAAGAAAACGGCAACGGCUUUGUCUUUUACGGCGCCGACGACCAAUCCUUAGACGAGUGCAUUCAAAGAGCCAACAAAACGUUCCAAGACCGAAAGAAGUUUCACGAGUUGCAAGAACGCGUCGCCAGAGUCGAUUACGGGUGGGAAGCGAGCGGUAACGUCUACGCGGAGUUGUACGAGAGUUUGUAA
Bathycoccus prasinos is the source of this 2148-nucleotide messenger RNA. Its product is annotated as glycogen synthase. The coding region runs from base 1 to 2148 and encodes 715 amino acids. Gene Ontology annotation, molecular function: alpha-1,4-glucan glucosyltransferase (UDP-glucose donor) activity. The record is from RefSeq and is a predicted model, not a curated record. The transcript has a single exon. NCBI's taxonomy places the organism in Eukaryota, Viridiplantae, Chlorophyta, Mamiellophyceae, Mamiellales, Bathycoccaceae.